Trifolium pratense (red clover) is the source of this 1869-nucleotide messenger RNA. Its product is annotated as proline dehydrogenase 2, mitochondrial-like. Lineage: Eukaryota; Viridiplantae; Streptophyta; Magnoliopsida; Fabales; Fabaceae. Gene Ontology annotation, cellular component: mitochondrion. The transcript is spliced from 4 exons. Gene Ontology annotation, molecular function: FAD binding; proline dehydrogenase activity. The record is from RefSeq and is a predicted model, not a curated record. The coding region runs from base 226 to 1707 and encodes 493 amino acids.
GUCAGUUGUCCAACUUAAGCAUUGUAGUGUUGUACUUUUCCUUACUUAACCAAACCCUAUUAACUUUCCACGCCUAUAAAAACAAACUCUCCCUACAACUUCGUUAACACAAGAACAAAAAAAAAUCACGUGAAAUAAACCAAAAGUGUUGUAAAGUUUCAUCACAAGAGAAAGAAAAACACAACCUCAAGAAAAUCAAGAAUCUCUAAUUUUCUUUAAUUUUGAAUGGCAACUCGUGUGGUCCCACAAAAAAUCAUCAAGAAUCUCCGUUACAAAACAACCACAAAGCCACUAAACGCUUCCCAUCCUUCGGCGGCCGCUACUGUCGCUUCUCUUCUCGAAAAACAGCCGGCAACAACACCUUCGCCACCACCACCGUCAUCACAACAAUCAGCGUCGUUUCUAGACUUAAACGACGCUGAAAGACUAUUCUCAGCCGUUCCAACAUCCACGCUGUUAAGAUCCUCAGCCGUUUUACACGCAACGGCUAUAGGACCUAUGGUGGAUGUUGGAAUAUGGGCUAUGCAAUCAAAGUUGUUACAAAUGGGGAUUAUGAAAGAUGCCGUUAUGGCCGUUACAAAAAGAACAUUCUAUGAACAUUUUUGUGCUGGAGAGGAUGCUGUUGCGGCUGGACGGAGUAUAAGGUCCGUUAACGAGGCUGGCUUACGUGGCAUGCUUGUGUAUGGUGUUGAAGAUGCACAUGAUAAUGAAGGGUGUAAUCGUAAUCUUAAUGGGUUUCUUCAUACCGUUGAUGUUAGCAAAUCACUUCCUCCAUCUUCUGUGAGUUUUGUGAUUGUGAAAAUCACUGCAAUAUGUCCAAUGGCAUUACUAGAAAGAAUAAGUGAUCUUCUAAGAUGGCAACAAAAAGACCCUUCAUUCAAUUUACCAUGGAAGCAAGAUUCUCUACCAAUUUUCUCUGAAUCAAGUCCAUUAUACCACACUCCAAACAAACCAGAACCAUUAACUCAACAAGAAGAACAUGAUCUUAACCUAGCAAACCAAAGAUUACAACAACUUUGUCAAAAAUGUGUCGAAGCAAACAUGCCAUUAUUGGUUGAUGCCGAACACACUACUGUUCAACCAGCUAUUGAUUACUUCACAUAUUCUUCAGCAAUUAUGCAUAACAAAGAUGAUAAUCCUAUUGUGUUUGGAACAAUUCAAACUUAUUUGAAAGAUGCUAAGGAGAGAUUGUUUCUUGCAACACAAGCUGCUGAUAAAAUUGGUAUUCCAAUGGGAUUUAAAUUGGUUAGAGGGGCUUAUAUGUCUACUGAAAGUAAAAUUGCUGAGUCUUUUGGUUAUGGUUCACCAAUUCAUGAUAGUAUUGAAGAUACACAUAAUUGCUUCAAUGAUUGUUCUGCUUUUUUGCUUGAGAAGAUUGCUGAUGGAAAAGGUUCUCUUGUUCUUGCUACUCACAAUAUUGAAUCAGGGAACUUGGCUGCUGCAAAAGCAUAUGAAAUUGGGAUGGGAAAGGUGAACCACAAGCUUGAAUUUGCACAACUAUGUGGAAUGUCAGAUGCACUUUCAUUUGGUUUGAGCAAUGCUGGAUUUAGAGUUAGCAAAUAUAUGCCAUUUGGACCAGUUGAGAUGGUUAUGCCUUAUUUAUUGAGAAGGGCUGAAGAAAAUAGAGGCCUUUUAGCUGCUUCUGGAUUUGAUAGGCAACUCAUAAGAAAGGAGCUAGGAAGGAGACUUAAAGCUGCAAUAUUUUAAGAUCAGUUAUGUUAAUCAUGAUAAUAAUAAUCAUGUCUUGUAAUUAGGCAAGCACCAUGAUUUAUUUUUAUUGUGUCUAUAAAUUAGAUAAUUAUGUAAUUUGGUGAUAUUUGAAUUUCAAUGAAAUGAAUUUUGCAUUAUUAUUAUUAUUAUGGUAUUUUU